Nematolebias whitei (Rio pearlfish) is the source of this 5854-nucleotide messenger RNA. RefSeq names its product periplakin (gene ppl). Gene Ontology annotation, cellular component: intermediate filament; cytoskeleton; cytoplasm. The coding region runs from base 167 to 5464 and encodes 1765 amino acids. The transcript is spliced from 22 exons. NCBI's taxonomy places the organism in Eukaryota, Metazoa, Chordata, Actinopteri, Cyprinodontiformes, Rivulidae. Gene Ontology annotation, molecular function: structural molecule activity; cadherin binding. The record is from RefSeq and is a predicted model, not a curated record. Gene Ontology annotation, biological process: wound healing; intermediate filament cytoskeleton organization.
UGGGUGUGAGUGUGUGUGUGAGUGUGUAUGAAGUGUAAAAGCGAACGUCGCAGGAGAUGAGCCCAUUCCUGCCAGCACGGACACGACACGUCGAGCAGUGACACGCACCGAGCUCCAGCUGUCCUCCUCCAGCCUGGACUCCGUCAGGUGACCCAGCACCUCCAUCAUGUCUUCCUCUUUGAUGAAACCCAAGAAGUCCAAGACCACCACUUUGACGGACUCCAAACCCACAGGGACCACCCCUACAGAGCUGGCUGUUCUGAUUGAGAAGCUGCAGAAGAAUGCUGAUAAGGUGGAGAAGAACAUCUAUGACACUGAGCAGAACCUCAACAAGGAUGUGAGUAAGAUCAAUGAGGGGAAGCAGACUCUCUAUCAGGAAGACACCAACAAGAGGAUCCUCAAUUCUCUGGAUUUGCUCAACUUCCUGGACGAGGAUGCUGCUAACGCCAAGCGCCUCCAGCAUCCUCAAGCUGAGAUGAUCCAGCAGGACAUGAUUCAGCUGCGUGAGAGAGUGAUGAAACUGAAAGAGGACCAUGAGCGUAUCUACCACCUGAGCCGCACUGAAGGGAAGCCCACUGUGAACUGGGCCAACAUCAUGGAUGAGAAACUGGAGAGCCUGGACAACAAAGGCUUUGGCCAGGACCUACCCACGGUGGAAUGUGAAGUGGAGGAGCACAACAUCUUCCACAGCGAGGUGGAGGCUCUGGCUCCUCAUAUCGCCACCGGUGGAGACAAGGAGUACAUCAGCAGCCUCCAGACGAAGUACAGCAAACUGCUGGCCAGCUCUGCAGCUCGUCAGCGCCACCUGCUGAGCCUGCGGGACUACAUGCAGCACUGCACCAACGAGCUCUACUGGAUGGACCAGCAGGCCAACGAGAGGAUCAGCUACGACUGGAGUGACACCAACCUGGACUACCCCGCCCGCCAGAGGCAGUACGAGAACUUCAUCAGUAAGUGUCUGGAGUCCAAAGAGGCCACCGUCACCAAGCUGAACGACGAUGGACAGAGUCUGAUCGCUGCAGACCACCCUGGGAAGAAUGUGAUCGAGGCCCACAUGGAGGCGGUCCAUGCAGACUGGAAGGAGUACCUGAACCUGCUCAUCUGUGAAGAGAACCACCUGAAGCACAUGGAUGAAUACCACAAGUACCACAAGGAGGCCCGCGACACCCAGGACCUGUUGAAGCGCCUGGACACAGAGGUGACCCAGAAGUACAACCCAGAGUUCAAAGAUGUUUAUCAGAUGGAGAGCCUGAUUGGAGACCUGAAUGACCAAGCCAAGGCUGUUGAAUACUUUGAUGAACGGGUCAAGAACCUUCAGAACAACAGUUUGCAGGUCUUGCCCUUGAAGUACCGCAGGGAAACCCCUCAGAAGCUGCUGCCGGUUGAAGCGCUGUGUGAGUUUGACAACGAUGAGUGUCAGAUCGUUCGUGGUGAGAGGUACACCCUGCUUCGAAACAACGGCGCCAAAUGGGACGUGAAGGAUGGCACCGGCCGUAAACACACUGCCCCAGGCAUCUGCUUCAUGAUUCCACCCACUGACCCAGAGGCAGUCAUCAUCUCUGACAACUUGGCAAGCCAACUGAAAGCUCUGAAACAGAAGAUGGCGAGCAGCAAGGCCACGUUGCAGAAACGCCACGACGCCCUGAAGAUGGAGGGUGGGGGCGGCACAGCCACAGACAAGCAGGAGCAGCAGUGCCGCCAGCAGAUGGCCGGUCUGGAUAAAGUCAUUGGAGAUCUGGACAAACAGGAGAAAGCCAUUUACAGUCGAGUCCGCCCCCCGCUGGAGCAGAACCGGCCACUGCAGGACAGCGCUGACCGCCUGCAGGACCUCAGGGACAUUGCUGCAGCCGUCAGUAAGAUUGAACCAGAGAAGUCGAUGAAAGUGCAGGAAGCUAAGAGCUUCCUGGUGUCGAACCCGAACUGUGCCAGCGCUCCUCAGCUUCACAGCAAGGUGGAUGAAGCUAAUAAGAAAUACGUGAAGAUCGAGCAGCUUCUCUCCUGCUCCCAGGACAAGAUGAAGAACUCCAACCAGCUGGAGAUGUCUCUGCAGCAUGGGAAGACCUUACUGUCCACCUACGAGAACAAGCUGGCACGGGAGGAGGUGGCUCCUGCUGACCUCAGCUCACUGGACAAAGCACUGCGAGAGCUCGGAGACAUUGGAUCAGACCUGAGGUCCCAGAAGUCAGUGAUCACAGAGACGGAGCAGAAUCUGCGCCUGGCCAGGGGCAGCUGCGACGACAUGGCCAUUAAGUUACAGGAGCACUGUCCUGACAUCGAACGGCAGGAAGCUGAUGUUCAGAAGCUCAGCAAGCGCUACAACAACCUGAUCAGGCAGACGGAAAACAGGUCUCAAAGCCUACAGAGAGCCAAAAUGGCUCACAAGAAUUACCGCAAUGAUUAUGACAAUCUGAACAGCUGGCUGUCUCGUGUCCCCAAUUACGAGCCCCGUGAAACUGAUGACAUGAGACAAGUGGAGACUAAGCUGAAGAACCAGAGGAACCUGCUCUCUGACAUCGCGAGGAAGGAGUCUGAUCUGAACAACGUCUCUAAAAAUGCUCAUCUUUACCAGCAAGCAGUCAAAGACUACGAGAAUGAAACAGAGAAGUUCCGGUCUAUUCUGGACCUGGAGGAUGGACUCGUACCUCAGACCUACAAGAGAAGCCGCCUGGAGUCCCCAGCACUGGUGGUCAAAGCAGAGGAAGCUGCCAUCGAAGCAAAGUUUACAGAAGUGAAUGCUGUGAAUAAACAACGGCUGCAGAAUCUUGAGUUUGCCCAAAAUCUCCUCAGCCAGCAACCCGAGAUCAAUGUUAUACAGUCCACCAGCCUGAUGUCGGUCCAUGCUGCCGCCCCUGGAGGGGAGCCGUGGAGGAUCAGGAAGCAGCUGGAAGAUGAGAUCCAGAGAAGGGAGCAGCUAGAAAAAGAAAUUGAGACUAUUCAGACUGACAUUUAUGUUCUGGAAGGACAAAAGCCUCAAGAUACAAUUGUGAAAAAAGAGCACAUUAAAAAGGUUCCAGACCCACAGCUGGACGAGGAGGUGCACAAGGUUCAGCAGAAGCUCUCAGAGGAGCGUCGCACCACUCAUGUACUGGAGAAUGAUCUGGAGAGUCUCAAGCUGAAACUGCGAGGUCUCGAGACCGAGGUGAAAGAAGGAGCUCAGCAGUACACCGUCAAGGAGGUGUUGCGUAUUGAAAGAGACCGUGGUCAGGAGGAGGAAAUUCGAAAGCUUCGGGAUGAGCUGGAGGAGCUGCGGAGGCAGAAGAUGAUAAAAGACAAUGAGCUGAUUCUGAUCCAAAAGCAGGUAACUAUCCUGGCUGAGGAGAAAAACAAGGAACAGGAGGUGAUCACUGAAGAGGAAGUGAUCAAAGUCCAAAAUGACCCCCAGCUUGAAUCUGAGUACCGGGUGCUCCUUGACAGGAAGCAGAAGGAAAUGGACAACAGGAAGCAGUUGGAGGAUGAGCUGCAGUUCCUUCAGGAAAAACUCAGAAGGUUGGAGAAAGAGAAGUCAAUCGCAGAGGAGAAGAUUUCCAUUAAAGAGGUGCUGAAAGUAGAGAAAGAUGUUGCCUUUGAAAGAGAAGUAGAAAACCUGAGGAGGCAGUAUGAGGAUGAGAAGUCCAAAAGAAGAUCAUCACAGCGGGAGAGGGCUGACCUCCAGAGGAAGAUUCAGAGCUUAGAGGAAGAGAAGUCCAAGGUUGUAAUUCAGGAAAAAGUGCGCGAGAUCGUUCGCCCUGACCCCAAGGCUGAGAACGAAGUGGCCAACCUUCGUCUUGAACUCGUAGAACAGCAGAGACGCUACAGAGAUUCAGAUCUACAACUGAAAUCCCUGCAGGAUGAGCUGGUCAUGCUGAAGAACAGAGGACCUCAAGUGGAAAUCAAAGAAAUCAUCAAAGAAGUUAUCAAAUACAAGACCGAUCCGCAGACUGAAAGAGAACUGGAGAGACUCCGCAAUGAAAUUGUUGAUAAAACCCACCAGACCGAGAAAUCCGAGAUGGAGAUCCGUCAGCUUCGUGAUGAAAUUGACAGAUGGAGGGACACUAAACCCCAAGUACAGACCAAAGAGGUGGUCAAUGAAGUGGUGCAGUACCGAGAAGAUCCAAAAACCAAGGAGGAGAUUGAGACUCUGAAAAAGAAACUGGCUGACGAACAGAAAAAGCGCCUCGAUCUUGAGAGGGAACGGUCAUCCCAGGAGGAGAAGAUUAGACUGAAGAAGAUAGAUUUGUCUCAGGUUCGGGAAAAGAUCGUGCAACAAGAGGUUGUCAAAAUGGAAGAAGACCUUGUCCUCAAGUCAGAGUGCAACAACUUCCUGCAAAGCAUCAACAGUGAGCAAAAACAAAAAGACAACCUGAAAGCAGAACUCUUCCAACUGCAGAGACAGAUCGCUGACCUGGACCUGCAACUGGAGGAGCUGGAGCGUGAGCGCAGGGCCAGACGGGAUGCGGAGCUGGAGAUCCAAAGACUUCGGGUCAGACUCAAUGAGCUAGAGAUUCGUGACAAAGAGAACCGUGAGAAGGUGACUGUCAAACAGAAGGUAGUCCUGCAGCAGGAUCCUCAACAGGAGAAAGAACAUUCUAUCCUCAAACUGCAACUUGACGAGGAGCGCCAUAAACGUACCCUGCUUCAGAAAGAGUUGGACGCACUCAUUCAGCAACAGAUCACCUUGGAGAAGAUGGAUGUGAAGGAAAGGGUUGUCCGCACCGAGAAAGUUCAAGUGGAGAGAGAUCCAGAGGCUGAGAUUGAAAUUGAGAACCUAAGAAGAACUUUGGAAGAUGAGAAAAGGAGAAGACGUGAACUUGACCAGGAGUUGUCUGUCCUCACCUCCAAGCUUUCAGACAUGGAGUUCUCCAACACUAAGUCAACCAAAGAACUGGACUACAUCCGAGAUGAAAGCUACCGCCUACAACAAGAAAACCAAAGGCUGCAGAACGAGAUCCGCAAGCUGCGCUCUGAGAUUGAGAUCACUAGCAAAGAAACCCGACUUAUCACUGAGUCUGCACCGAGAGAGGAUGGGAAGAACCUGGAGCUGAGACUCGACUCACUUCAGAAGGAGCUGGCAGAUCUGCGAAGCAUAACGAUCCAGAAAGAAGAGGAGAUUGAGAAGCUUAAAAAGAACUUAUCAGCCGUGAGAAUGAAGAGAGAGCAAAGAGAAAGUCACCUCCGCAGGUCGAUUGUUGUCAUAGAUCCAGAUACCGGAAGAGAGAUGCGACCCGAAGAAGCGUACAAGCUGGGCUUGAUUGACUGGAAGAUGUUCGUCAACCUGCAGAGUCAAGAGUGUGACUGGGAGGAGAUCACAGUCAAAGGCCCCAGUGGAGAGUCUUCUGUGCUUCACGACAGAAAAUCUGGGAAGAAGUUUUCCAUUGACGAUGCGUUGCGUUCAGGGAACAUCACAAACAGCCAGCUUCAACAAUACUUAAAUAAAGAAAUAUCCAUUCAGGAGUUUGGUGUUCUGGUGUCGGGCAAGUCUUACUGAACGGCCUCACAUUUAACUUCUAAUCCCAUCAUAUCGUUCAAUUUAUUUGCAGAUCUCUGUCUUUCUUUGACUUAAAUUCAGUGGUGACUUGGCUUUAUUUUGUACUUAAGGUUCCAAAGUACUCUAUGUAUUUAUUUGCUUAUGUAUACUCAGUUCUGAAUGUAUACAAGGAUUGAUACUACAGUCACUGGAAGGUGCAAAAACAUGUUUUCAGGUUAUCUUUAAUUUCUUUGGUUGACAGUAAACCUUUAUUGUUUUAAUUUUGUUAAUUUUGCGGGUGUUUGUGUGUGGGGAGGGGGGACUAAGUGUUUGAUUUAUUUAUGGUGUUUUCCCUGGGUCAUUAAAUGUCUGUUCAAGCUUCAAUAAAAAAUCUAAUCAAGCUAAAAAAAA